AUGUCUUGCCCGAUGUUGGAACCGAAACUUUCGGCAUCAGUAGCGGCUAAAGCAUCGAUCAGUGUCACCCCAGCAGUUACUGCUGUUAUUACCACCACCAAUAGUGGUACUUCUGCUACUACUAAUAACACAAAUAAUUCAAUGGCUUAUCCGUACAAGAAGCGUGUUCGAGAUGAGUUUGAAAAAAGGCAACGUGAAAUCGCAGAGGAAGGGAAACGAUUACAGUUAUUGGCACAAGCAAAACAGCAGUUGCAACAGCAGCAAGAGCAGCAACAACAUUAUCAAUUUCAGCAAGAAUACAAGAAGCAACUACCAAAGAAACAGCAACAAAGACAGAAAUAUAAGUCACAACCAGGAACCUCAGGUUUAGCAAGAACUGCUGCAGUUGUUAUUACUGCCUCUGGAAAUAUUCCAGAUGAGGUAGGAACGAGUGGUAUAAGUCGACCUGAACUUCCAAGUACCGAGAUGACGCACCGGCAGUUACGUGAUGAUGAAUCAGAUGUUGCAGAAGAAGAAGCAAUGGAAGCAUCUAGUGAUGACUCUGAAUCUUCAGGUGAUAUGAAUUGGUCUGAGCUUGAUCAGGCUGCUCUGGAAGCGAAAGCAUGUUGUUGUUUGGCAACUCUCACAGGUGGAAAAGCUAUAGCAUGUGGUCGUCCAGCAUUUGGUAUUUGGUUUAGCAACAAAUUACGGCAAAUGGCAUUGAAAAAGAAUCUUCCAUUUGCAUACAAUAAAGGGAGAGGACAUUGGUAUACAUGUCUAUUCCACUUUCGCGUAAUCAUGCAUGAAUCAAAAUUAAAACCUGAUGAGAAGUAUGAAGAAAGAGAUCUUACCAAAUAUUUGGCGGUAGAAGUUACAGAGGAUGAAUUUCAAGCUUUCAAAAAUGAUCCAUUGACGAGAAGUUACAUGAAAGAUUACGAACAAUUAAUGGCUGCUCGUGAAAUGCAAAAGAAGAAAAAGAAGAAGAAAGGACGACCAGGAGCAAAUGGUGGUGAUGCUGAAACAAGCGAUGAUGAAACUCCAAGCAUCGGCGCACUGGCUGGAAUUUGGCCAUUUAUGAGCACCAAUUUUCAUACUAUGAAAGAAGAUGAGGAAGUGAAUGCAUCACCGUCAGGACAAGGACCAUCAACUUCAGCUUUAUUGGAAGGCAUAUUGGAACACUUUGAAACAAUCGAUGCUCCCGCUUUCGAGACAAUCGCUUAUUUUCUGCAUACUGCCAAAACGCAUAAAAAUAAGUUGGACUAUCCGACUACCGAUUCAUAAAUAAUGGUCUAGUAAUUUGAAAGUAAGGUAACUUCACAUCGUUUUCUGUAAAG
Loa loa (African eye worm) is the source of this 1313-nucleotide messenger RNA. RefSeq lists its product as hypothetical. The record is from RefSeq and is a predicted model, not a curated record. Bases 1 to 1260 code for a protein of 419 amino acids. NCBI's taxonomy places the organism in Eukaryota, Metazoa, Nematoda, Chromadorea, Rhabditida, Onchocercidae. The transcript is spliced from 8 exons.